Phodopus roborovskii (desert hamster) is the source of this 324-nucleotide messenger RNA. RefSeq names its product 60S ribosomal protein L31-like. Lineage: Eukaryota; Metazoa; Chordata; Mammalia; Rodentia; Cricetidae. The record is from RefSeq and is a predicted model, not a curated record. Gene Ontology annotation, biological process: cytoplasmic translation. Gene Ontology annotation, molecular function: structural constituent of ribosome. The transcript is spliced from 2 exons. Bases 1 to 324 code for a protein of 107 amino acids. Gene Ontology annotation, cellular component: cytosolic large ribosomal subunit; ribosome.
AUGGCUCCCGAAAAGAAGGGUGGCAAGAAGGGUCGUUCUGCCACCAACGAGGUGGUGACCCGGGAGUACACCAUCAACAUUCACAAGCGCAUCCAUGGCGCAGGCUUCAAGAAGCAUGCUCCUCAGGCACUCAAAGAAAUCCAGAAAUUUGCCAUGAGGGAGAAGGGGAUUCCAGAUGUGCGUAUUGAUACCAGGCUCAAUAAAGCUGUCUGGGCCGAAGGAAUAAGGAAUCUUCCAUACAGUAUCCGUGCACAGCUUAUCCGUGCACAUUUGUUCAAAAAACGUAACGAGGAUGAGGACUCACCAAACAAGAUUACACAUUAG